AUGAUCGAGAAGCCGGUCAGCGCGGAUGUGCGCAGCGGGCAGGACCUUGUGAAUUGUCUUUCCUUGGCCAAGAGCAAAGUCCUGGUCGGGCAUCAUCAUCGGUUCAACCCUUAUAUGAUGAAAAGUAAACAAGUCAUAUCUACAGGAAAGCUUGGUGGCAUACUGGCGGUAAACGGGAUCUGGGCCUUGCACACCCCGCCGCACUACUUCCAGGCGCCGGCGGAAUGGAGACAGACUGAAGCCGGCGGCGCAAUCCUUAUCAACAUGAUUCACGAAAUCGAUAUCCUCCCUUUUCUACUAGGACGUAUAGUUCGAGUUCACGCAGAACGAAUCCUUCCUCAACGAGGCUAUGCCGCGGACGAGGGAGCAGCCAUGACGUCCAAGUUCAAGUCGGGAGUGGUGGGAACGUUUUUGCUUUCGGAUUACGCCCCGUCGCCGUAUAACUUCGAGCCUGGCUCUGGAGAAAACCCGCUCAUUCCCCAAGCCGGCCAAGACUUUUACCGCAUAUUUGGGACUCAAGGUUGUCCAAGUGUGCCGGACAUGUCGCUGUGGUCUUACAGGGACAAGUCAAAGUCUUGGCACUCUGAAAUAACAAAGCAAGAAAUCCAUGUGGACAUUGCAUUGCUAUUUGAGCUGCAUUUGCAGCAUGUCAUCAAUGCUGUUGGAGGGUUGGAAGACAUGACAAGCACAGCACAGUCUGGGCUCGCGGCGCUAUGGACGUAG
Messenger RNA from Metarhizium acridum CQMa 102, 723 nucleotides. RefSeq lists its product as uncharacterized. Lineage: Eukaryota; Fungi; Ascomycota; Sordariomycetes; Hypocreales; Clavicipitaceae. The record is from RefSeq and is a predicted model, not a curated record.